Messenger RNA from Anolis carolinensis (green anole), 4794 nucleotides. Its product is annotated as BTB/POZ domain-containing protein KCTD12. Gene Ontology annotation, cellular component: signaling receptor complex. Bases 99 to 1103 code for a protein of 334 amino acids. Gene Ontology annotation, molecular function: protein binding. Gene Ontology annotation, biological process: protein homooligomerization; regulation of G protein-coupled receptor signaling pathway. The transcript has 2 exons. The record is from RefSeq and is a predicted model, not a curated record. NCBI's taxonomy places the organism in Eukaryota, Metazoa, Chordata, Lepidosauria, Squamata, Anolidae.
AAAAGCGCCCCAUUUUCAAGAGCCACUUCGGGAGGGAAAGAGGGCAACCAAGGGGGGACCUCCCUCUCCCCCUCCUUCCCUCCUGGAAGAAGAAAGACAUGUGGACGCGCCUCCUUUCCGACGUGCGGGCCUCGCCUUCCUGGGCGCUGACACGCGAGAGCCUCCCUCCCGAAGACCUGGCCCAGUCCUUCCUCGGUAGGCUAUUGGGAGAUCACCCUUGGGAGGUGGGCAGGAGAAGGGCGCUGGCGAUGGCCUUGGCAGACUCCGCCGGUUGCGCCAAAGCCGGCGAGGACAUGGUCUUCCCGGAGAUCGUGGAGCUGAACGUGGGCGGGCAGGUCUACAUCACGCGCCACAGCACCUUGGUGGGCAUCCCGGGCUCCUUGCUGUGGGAGAUGUUCACCCAGAAGAGCACCCGCUCCUUGGCGAGGGACAGCCGGGGGCGCUUCUUCGUGGACCGCGACGGCUUCCUCUUCCGCUACAUCCUGGACUUCAUGCGGGACCAGGAGCUGGUAUUGCCGGAGCAUUUCCCCGAACGAGGCCGGCUGCAGAGGGAAGCCGAGUUCUUCAAGCUCCCCGAACUGGUCAAGUCCUUGGCCCCAAAGCUCAGCAAGCAGAACUCCAUUGGGGACGAGCCUUGUCAGAGCGACCCCGAAGAGCUGUCUCCAAACGUGGACAUGACCCGAAGUCUGGCUGCCGCCGGAGGGUCCCUGGCUCCUCUCUCCGGGGGUCUUGGCCAAGACCUGCGGCGGUCAGGCUUCAUCACCAUCGGCUACCGGGGCUCCUACACUCUGGGCCGAGACAGCCAAACGGACGCCAAGUUCCGCCGCGUGGCCCGGAUCAUGGUCUGUGGCAAGACCUCCCUGGCCAAAGAGGUCUUUGGGGAGACCCUGAACGAGAGCCGGGACCCCGACCGGCCGCCGGAGCGUUACACCUCCCGCUACUACCUCAAGUUCACCUUCCUGGAGCAGGCCUUUGACAAACUGGCCGAUGCGGGCUUCCACAUGGUGGCUUGCAACUCCACGGGGACCUGCGCCUUCGCCCAUGAACAGACCGACGACAAGAUCUGGACCUCCUACACCGAAUACGUUUUCUACCGUGAGUGACGCUUCCGAAACCAAAAACCACCCUGCACCAAAAGGCAGUUCCUCCCUUGACUGACCCUCUUGUCUCUAGAACCUAGACACCAUUGAACCCUCGAACCUUGGACCUUCCUUCCCCCCUUGCUCUCCAAACUGUGAUCCCUCUCCAGCUCCUUCCUUGCAGCUCUCCCUGAAUCCUGGACUUGGACGCUGUUGUGUUUGUGUGUCUGGAUGCGGGGAGGUUUCUCUUUCUGGGUGAUGUGGGGAGUAUUACCAGCAAUGCAACAUUGUGGGAGUGUUGGGGUGGGUCCUCAUGCCUCGGACUGUUUGUUGCCUUUGCCUAGGCCUAUGCUAAGGCAUUUUGUGGGGGCCUGGAUCCACUCUUGGUGGAGUUUCAGGGAAAGAGGAAGAGGCAAAAAAGAUCCAGAGAGUCUCUCUCUCUCCCUGCUGCAGACAUAUUAACAAUAGCCUCCGUUAAGCGGCUUAGCGCAUAGACUGCCAGCGCUUUGGAAAGGUGAACCAUGCACCUCCCUGCCAUGGGAUAGUUCUCGUGUUGCUCCUGCUGUAAGCAAUGCCAUUCAACCCGUUUUUGUUACUUGGAGUGAUGAGAUAAUGACCCUUGUUUGGGAAGGGCUAUAAUCCAAGGUGACUGGGCACUUUGUUUACACGUAGACCAAUUGGGCAGCCUAAUGCUGCUGGUUUGAAGGAUUCUCUGGCAGGAUGGUAUCUACCGUAUUUAUUAGAGUCUAAUGUGCACCUCAAUUUUCAAAACCCGGAAACCAAAAGAAGUAUUUGCUGCCAAAUGCAUUGUGCAGCUGCAAAAAGUGCACUCUAUGUACUUUGGCCAAAACAGAUGUGCUGCUUGCUUAGAAUUUGGUGUUAGGACACCAAAGCUUUCAGCAGUUGAUAAGAAAACCUUGGGAUGCAUCUAUGCUGUAAAAUGAAUCCACUUUAAUUGCCUUGGUUUAAUGCUAUGGAGUCAUGGGGAGAUGUAGCUUCACAAGGUCUUGAGCCCAUCUGCCAAAGGAUGUUGAGGCCUCAGCAAACUACAAAUCCCAGAAUGGCAUAGCAUUGGGCUCUGGCCAUUAAAUUAGAGAUGAGGUCCCUCAAAGUAGCAGCUGGAGCAGCUUCUCCUUUUGCUUUGGCUUGGCAAUAAGAUCAUCAUAUGACACAUAAUGUGCACCCUCAUAUUGGCCAGGUCAUUUAGCCUAAAAAGGUGAGCAUUAGAUUCGAGUAAAUAUGGUAUGUGUGUAAGGAAGACCUUUUUGUACCUGGGAGGCAACUGUGGCUUCCCUGUCUUCAAGGUGCUGAAUUGGCUGUGGAUUUUAACGUGGACUUCAAAAGAGGCAUCCUAGGUGAACUCUCUCCCCUCCCAAAUAGGGCUGGCAUCUCUGAUAGCUCCUUUUAGGUAGGAACCAAACCUCAGAAUGGAUUCAUCCACACACAGACAAAUGGAGGUGGAAGCUACAGGCUGCAGUUAUUGGGUUGCAGGCCCAGCAUUCCCUGGAAGGCAGGAAGGAGCAGUAGACAUACUGUUGAGGCUCGGGUGCAAUACCCUUUUUAAAGAAGGCAAACCUUGCAGAACCCCCUAGUGCCGGUUUUCCAAUGAAGGAACUAGGAGGCAGAGGAGAUAGAAGAAAUACACAGAUUUAUUUGCAAAUAGAUCUGCGGGUGACCAUCAUGAAAAGGAGUGGCACACCGACUGAGAUUUCACAUGGGGUAUUUAUAAUAUUCUUCCAGGUACAAUUCAUGUCACAAACAUCCUUGUUCUCACGCCCCCUCUUUCUUUCAUCUUGUUUCAUCCUGACAUUUAUCAAAACAACAAACAGCAAAUGUCCAUCUAUCAAAAUCAAAUUGAAACAAAACAUAUCUGAUCCUCACACUGAGGACUGUUUCUAAGGUUUUAUUGCCCUGCCUGCAUGUGUGAGUUCCUUUUUUUUUCCAUGUCAGGAGCAACUUGAGUCGCUUCUGGAGUGAGAGAAUUGGCCGUCUGCAAGGACGUUGCCCUGGGGACGCCCAGAUGUUUUUGAUGUUUUUACCAUCCUUGUGGGAGGCUUCUCUCAUGGAGCUGGAGCUGAUAGAGGGAGCUCAUCCGUGCUCUCCCUUGGUGGGAUUCGAACCUGGCAGCCUUCAGGUCAGCUACCCAACCUUCAAGUCAGCAGUACUGCCAGCACAAGGGUUUAACCCACUGCUCCAGUGGGAGCUCCUAAAUGCAGGGGCUCCUUGUGAAUUCCUAGUCAAUUGAUUUCCUUUGCAUCCCCAGGAAGGCGAGGAGCUUGUUUUAUUGCUGGCCAUUUGGUGGUGUUUGUGACAAACAUUUCUUACUGACAUCUUCUAACUAUUAAGAAGACUAUUUAUUUAAUCAAACAAUUCUGAAUACCAUUGCUAUUUAUGAAUCAGAUUGAAUCAAAUUAAAUCAGGCCCUUUGUGUCCCUUCAAUACGAUGAUCCCACUAUUGUGCUCAGAGACGGCCCUAGGUAUUUUUCAAGUGUAGGCAAACAGAAUUUUGGCACCCCCCCCCCCAAACCAAUCACUGAAAAAAAGCGUUGGAUACGCAAAAAUGUUGGAUAAUAAGGAGGGAUUAAGGAAAAGCCUAUUAAACAUCAAAUUACAUAAUGAUUUUACAAAUUAAGCACCAAAACAUUGUGUUUUACAAGAAAUCAACAGAAAAAGCAGUCUUGACUGUGCCCCCGUAUGUUUUGCACCCGAAGCGACCGCUUAAUUCACCUCAUUGUUGGACCGGCCCUGAUUGUGCUGCUUCCCAGUGAUACAGUGCCUCUGAGCAUGGAGGUUCUACAUAAGGAAAUAGCUCACAUUGGUAAUAGAUUUCCAGGCCUAUGUUUCUGUGGCAGAGCAUGGUCUCCCUGGAUAACUCCUCAGUAAAAGCCAUGUUUUCCUUUCUUGGUUAGGAACGAGGAGAGGGGAUGUGGCCCCAUGGAGAGCCCCGGAUAUAGGAUGUAAACAUUAGUACCGUAGGACGUGUUUCCUGUCCAGUUUUGUCCUUCACUUUAUAGAGUAGGAAGAAAGGGAGGCAGAAAACCUUUGCUUUUCAGAGGUGAAAAGCAUCGCAGCGCUGAGCAGCAUUGAUGACCAUUUACUAGUCAGGCGACUUCUUCCUUUUGGAUUUAUCCGGCAGGCGGUUGGGGAAGGGACGGGACUCAAGAAAGCCAUUCCUUUUCCUUAACUUUGGCUGCACUUUUUUCAAAAAGCCUCUUUCUAAAGCAUAGCAACCGCACUGUGUGUAUUAUGGGAGGGGGGGAGGGGGGAGGUGCUGAGCAGCUGGGGCUUUGCCAAGCCUUUGAGGGGAGGGGGCUCUGUAAUAAAGGAACCAAAUGGGAGAGUCAUGUUCUGGCCUUGAUUUCUGCUUCGGGGCCGAGGAAAAUGGAAAGGAUUGCCUCUUCUCUCCAUUGCCAUAGUAAUAUUCCUGCUUAAGCCCUGUCUGCAUCCGCUGAACCAGAAAAGCGUUGGAGGAACGGUUGGUAUGCGGUCACUCCCUUCCCAAAAUAUUUGCAGAGAUGGUGCCAGUUUCCUUUGGAUGUGGACAGAAAGGCCUUGUGUGAGCCAAAGCCCUUAAGGUUGUGUCUCCAUCAAGAGAUACAAUAAUAAUUACAACAACAACACUAUGUAACGAAAUCAGUAAAAACAUCUGUUCCUGGUUUUAAAUUAAGGCAAAGCUUUUCCCUUGACAUAUUAAGUAUAGUUGUGUCUGACUCUG